Messenger RNA from Metarhizium brunneum ARSEF 3297, 1947 nucleotides. RefSeq names its product ABC multidrug transporter B. The record is from RefSeq and is a predicted model, not a curated record. Gene Ontology annotation, biological process: transmembrane transport. Gene Ontology annotation, molecular function: ATP binding; ABC-type transporter activity. Lineage: Eukaryota; Fungi; Ascomycota; Sordariomycetes; Hypocreales; Clavicipitaceae. Gene Ontology annotation, cellular component: membrane.
AUGGCUGCCGGCGAUGAUAGUUUCGGCCCUCACUUGCCUGGAUACUUUGAUUUCACUCUGCUUUUUGAGCAGAGCCUCUUAUCCCUUGUUCCGACCGGCAUUUUCCUCCUUGCCUGGCCAUGGCGUAUCCGUCGCCUUUGGCGCCGGGAAAACAUUGUUGGCUCACGCGAAUUACGGAUUGUCAAAUUGGUCCUCUGUGGUUGUUUCACGGCGCUACAGAUUGUCAUCCUCGCGAUCUGGUGCCUGCCCAGCACCGUCAGGGCCAGCACAUCGAUUGCCGAAGCCGUGUUUGGCGUUAUUGCCGGCUUCUCUGUCACGGGCCUAUCGUAUCUGGAGCACGCGCGGUCGGUUCGGCCGUCGUUGCUGCUCAACUUUUACCUGCUCAUCACCGCCAUCCUUGACCUAGCCAAGGUCAGGACCGCUUUCCUCAGGCCGGUCAAGCACACCUUGGCCAGUCUCCUAGUUGCAGCCCUAUUCAUAAAGGUCAUGCUUUUUGUGGUCGAAGAAGUCCCCAAGAAACCUAUUUACUCGGAAAAGCCGGUACCUAGGGAGAGCAGCGCUGGAGUGGUGAGCCGCAGCGUUUUUUGGUGGUUAAACAGAUUUCUCAGAACGGGAUACAAGACCACCCUAGAUGUUGACGAUAUUGCCAUUAUAGACGAAAAAUUCGAUUCGCAGAGACUGUUGCUACAGUUGGAGGAAGCUUGGGAUAAAGACAGCAAGCAAGGAAAAUUCAGCUUGAUCAAGUGCACGUUUCUGGCCUUGAAGGGGCAGUUCGCUGCUGGAAUCGCACCGCGCAUUCUGUUUGGCGGCUUCACGUUUGCGCAGCCGUUUCUUAUCAACACGGUUGUCGAUUUUGUCGGCCAGCCAGACGAAACAAGGAAUAUGGCCUUAGCCAAGAGUCUCAUCGUAGCUACUUUAUUGCUCUACGUCGGCCGUGCAGUCGCCGGGGCGUGGUAUAAACAUACGACCUUCCAGCUCUUGACCAUGUAUCGCGGUGCUCUCAUUUCGCUGGUCUUUAAGAAGACGCUAGAGCUGGGCGAGCAAUCAGUUCGCGAGUCGGUCCCCGUUACUCUGAUGAGCACCGAUGUCGAGGGCAUUGCUACUGGUGCAAUGACCAUUCACGAUAUUUGGGCCAGCUUGAUAGAGCUCCCCGCUGCGCUUUACCUCCUCUACCGGCAUGUCGGAGUCCCCAGCUUGUUUAUUCUGAUUCCUGCUACUGUUACUACGAUUUCUGGUGCGAUGAUAUCACCGCACAUGGGCCCUGCGAGAAUGCAAUGGAACAGGGCCAUACAGGAACGUGUUGGGGAAACGUCUAGGAUGCUCAGUCAGAUAAAGGGCGUCAAGAUGAUGGGCCUAAGCAAUUGGUUUCAUCAUCGCCUGCUCCAACUUCGUGCAGACGAACUAGAAUUAUCGACAAGGUUUCGAUGGCUUCUCGUUUACAUCAACGGGUUUGCUGCUGCAUCACAGGCAUUCACACCAGCGGUUGUGAUUCUCGCCGCUAUCUUCUGGACCAAGUCGCGGCAGGGGCUGAGCGUUGCUUCAGCCUUCACUUCGCUGUCUAUAAUGACCAUCGCAGCUACGCCCAUAAUUCAAAUUCUAGUCUCUCUGAUGCAGAUAUUCGGCGUGAUUGGGUGUUUCACCCGUCUUCAGGUAUUUCUGAAGUCUGAGUCGAGAAGGGACCCGCGACAAUGGAUUUCGUCUCGACAUUCCACCGCUUCUACAAAUUCGUUGGCACUACCAGAGAGCCUCGGUCUUUCACCAGAAAAAUCUCUCAUGGCUACCAAAGACGCUCUCGAACUUGUUGCACGACCAUCUAACAAGACUGUUCGCCGAAGCGGCCCGAUGUUGAGACUCGUAGAUGCCACAUUCUCUGUGGAUGACGGCACAGAGGUACUUGACAGUAUUGACAUGACCAUUGAGCAAGGCACCUUUUCAAUGGUAGUCUGA